This is a messenger RNA of Osmia lignaria (orchard mason bee), 5016 nucleotides long. RefSeq lists its product as uncharacterized. The record is from RefSeq and is a predicted model, not a curated record. Lineage: Eukaryota; Metazoa; Arthropoda; Insecta; Hymenoptera; Megachilidae.
GUUGUCUCGUUCAAGAGCUUCAGUCGUUCUUGACUCUUCGAACGUAACGAUUAUCGACUUGUAACGGCUUCGCCGAACGCAAUAAGGAAUUAAAAAAAAAAAAACAAUAAAAUUACAGUUCGUGUGUGUAGAAAAAAAAUAGCGAAGGAGUUUAAAAAACAUGAGGUUGCUGAAGUGUUUCGUGCCGAUUGUGCUGGUGUUGCUCGUUGAAAAUUCUUCCGCGUCCGGAGGUUUACUUGGUCUGUUGAAUCAUGUGAAGAAGGAACAUCCGGCAGUGUUUGGCGGUGGAUCAGCCGUUGCCGAUGCCAAAGCUUCUUCCCAAGCUUUUGGAGGAAACAAUGCUGCCGCUUCCGCUGACGCUAAAGCGUAUUCGCAAGGAUCUGGAAUAGCCACGGCCAAUGCUGAUGCGUCUGCUACAGCCGGUGCUUCAGGUUUGUUAGGUCACCUAACUCACAUUGGAGACCAUAUUGGAGGACACGUGAAACAGAUCCUUGGUAUUCCGCAACAAGGUUCAAGUGCUCAGGCGAACAGUAACACGUUCACUUCCGACAGAGAUCUGAAUUUGGGACCGAUAGGAAUUAAAAGCCAUCACUCCUUCAGUACAUCCAAUGCAAAGGCAACUGGCAAUGGAUUAGCCUCUGCUGGUGCUACAGCGAAUUCUCAAGCUUCUGGAGGAGCCUCGGCCAAAGCUGAUGCCUCUGCCAUAGCUGGUGCCCAAGGUUACGCUGGUUCUUUAGGUCCAAAUUAUAAUUCUAACACCAACAACUAUGGUGACGGGUACGAUAGCUACCCAUCAAACGAUCAACAGUACGGUAGUUAUGGUGGUUCUCAGUCGGGUGCAAACGCAGCUGCAAAUGCUAACGCGUACGCUGGUGCAGCUAGCAAUGCGAAUACCAAUUCAAAUGUGAAUCUAGAUAUCUAUCCAAGCGGAGGUGCGAAAACUAACGUAAAUUCAAACGGUAAUGGUUUACCAGCCAUUUAUUACCAUGGAAACGAGCGAGCCGAUGCAAACGCCAUAACUGGAGCCAACAGUAUUUCUCUGGGACAACCUACUUUAACCGUGUCUCCAGCUGGAGGAUACGAUUAUGAGAUCGAAAAGUUUCCUCCUGCGUAUCAUCCUCAUCCUCGUCCUCACCAUCAGCCUCAACCUCACUAUCAGCCUCAUCCUCACUAUCAGUCUCAUCCUCAGCAUCAGCCUUCGGUGAUCGUUCGUCCAUACCAACCACCUGCACGCAACGAUGAGACAGUGAUACCAAUAGUGAUCGUAGAUGGUCCUCCACAUGGUAGACCAAUGCCUCAUUAUGGUCCAAGACCAGUACCUCACUAUGGUCCAAGACCAGAACCUCAUUAUGGUCCAAGACCACAGUACGGUCCGAAACCUAAGCCAGAACCAAUUGAGAUCAUCGUAAUAGAAGAGCCGGAAUCGCCGAGGCAAGGCCAAGGAUUUGGAAAUGGCAACGCCAAUGCAAACGCCAACGCCAUGGCUAUUGCCAAUGCUAACGCUGCUACCAAUGGAAACUACCAAGUUCCAUCAGGCUCUCAUCAACAGCCACAGUAUUAUUCAUCGAGUGCUCCAUCGGGACCCAUCGGAGCUAACAAUCCCUUCCUGAGCAGUUCUGGGGCGAAUACCAAUGUAGGCGCUAACACCAAUGGAGGCGCGUAUCCAGGUCAAGGACAGGGUACAGGACACUACCAAACUGGUCCAUCCGCUCCUAUAGGCGGAAAUAAUCCAUUCCUAAGUGGUUCUGGAAAUGGUAACGCUGGUGCAAAUGCUGGUGCAAUUGCAAAUGCUGGUGCAACUGCAAAUGCUGGUGCAAUUGCAAACGCUGGUGCCACGGGUGGUUCUCAAGCACCAAUUGGUGCAAACAAUCCCUUCCUGAAUGGUGCACUUCCAAGUGGAGGAAAUUAUGGAUCCAACACAGGUGCCAAUGCUGGAGCAACUGGAGGAAGCCAGUAUACCAUGAAGAACAUCCCUACCACGUAUCCUGGUGCAGGAAACUAUGGUGCACCUUCUUCAGGAGUGGCAGGUUCAGGAGCUAACGCAGGUGCCAAUGCUGGAGCGAUUGCAGGAAGUCAGAAUGUCAUCAAGGGCGUCCCUACCAUGUAUCCUAGUGGAGGAAACUAUGGUGCACCUUCUUCAGGAGCUGCAGGUUCAGGAGCUGUCGCGAACGCUGGUGCGAACGCGGGUGCCAAUGCUGCGGGAUCAGGUGGAUACAACCAACCAAUUAAAACAACUCCAUUAACGGUUCCAGCGUCUCCUGAAGGUUCUUACUACAAUGGAGCAAGUGGUGUUAAUGGACAAUCUGGCUCCAAUAGCGUAUUCGAAAACCCUGCAGCGAACUCUGGUGCUAAUUCUGGUACUGGUGGCUAUGGAGCCCCAACGUAUGGAACCUCUGGACCUGCUUAUGGUAGUGGAUCUUCUGGAGCAAACGCUGAUAGCAAGGCUAGUGCUCUAGCCAAUGCUGGAAGCAGUGGAUCUGGAUUUGGAGGAGCUGGAAAUACUGGAUUUUCUGGAACAGGAGGAUAUGGACAAGGUGGAGCUAAUGCUGGAGGCAGUGGAUCAGGAUUAGGAGGAGCUGGAAGUAUUGGAUUUUCUGGAGCUGGAGGAUAUGGACAAGGUGGAGCUAAUGCUGGAGCUAACAGCAAAGUCAAUGCUGGAGGCAGUGGAUUAGGAUUUGGAGGAACUGGAAGUACUGGAUUUUCUGGAGCUGGAGGAUAUGGACAAGGUGGAGCUAAUUCUGGAGGCAGUGGAUCAGCAUUAGGAGGAGCUGGAAGUACUGGAUUUUCUGGAGCAGGAGGAUAUGAACAAGGUGGAGCUAAGGUUGGAAGCAGUGGAUCAGCAUUAGGAGGAGCUGGAAGUACUGGAUUUUCUGGAGCUGGAGGAUAUGGACAAGGUGGAGCUAAGGUUGGAAGCAGUGGAUCAGCAUUAGGAGGAGCUGGAAGUACUGGAUUUUCUGGCACAGGAGGAUAUGGACAAGGUGGAGCUAAUGCUGGAGCUAACAGCAAAGUCAAUGCUGGAGGCAGUGGAUCAGGAUUUGGAGGAGCUGGAAGUACUGGAUUUUCUGGUACAGGAGGAUAUGGACAAGGUGGAGCUAAUGCUGGAGGCAGUGGAUCAGCAUUAGGAGGAGCUGGAAGUACUGGAUUUUCUGGAGCAGGAGGAUAUGAACAAGGUGGAGCUAAGGUUGGAAGCAGUGGAUCAGCAUUAGGAGGAGCUGGAAGUACUGGAUUUUCUGGAGCAGGAGGAUAUGGACAAGGUGGAGCUAAGGUUGAAAGCAGUGGAUCAGUAUUAGGAGGAGCUGGAAGUACUGGAUUUUCUGGCACAGGAGGAUAUGGACAAGGUGGAGCUAAUGCUGGAGCAAACAGCAACGCCAAUGCUGGAAACAGUGGAUCUGGAGUAGGUACUCCCAUCAAGGGUUUGCCCAGUUACGGAUCCACUGGACCAGGUUACAACACCGGACUUUCUGGAGGUGCUGCUGGUGCGAGCGCGAAUGCUAACGCGGUAGCUAAUGCUGGAAGCACUGGAUCGGCUGGUAACUUGGGAGGAAACGCUGGUAGCGAUGGAAAUUCCUAUGGUGGUGUUGGAUCUUCUGGUUUUAACGGUGGAGGUGGAGCUUCUUCCGUAGCGGGCGCCAAAGCUGAUGCCACAGCAACAGCUGGAGGUUAUGGACAGGGCUCGUCAAGCGCAUCUUCCACCGCGAAUUCCAGCUCUUUCGCGAGCGGAGGAUCUGCUUCGGCAACUAGUUCAGCUAAAUCGUCGGCCUUCGGAAGCGGAAAUGCCUCGGCCAACGCGAAAGCAGUAGCAUCGAGCAGCGCGAACGCCGGAUCAGGUGGUAGCUCAGCCUCCAGUAACGCAGAAGCUAAAAUCGACACGAGGAGUAUGCUCGUCUUCAGCCAAUAAUCGCUCAAACGUCGAAGUAUGCGAGAUUCUUGACGAGAUUCUUCAACGAUCAACCGAACUGACGCCAUGGACGUGCCAUUAUUCUGUAAUUUUUACGAAUACUCCUUCGAACGUAGUUAAGAUUUCUAAGGUAGAUUGUAGGGUACGUCACUGAUCAUGUACUCGAAGACACGAUCGACUAUUUUAAUGUCACAUAAUUAACGACAAGAUCGUAGAUACGGUCACAUUUAUGUAUAAUGGUGAUACGGUGUAAUGAAGAUUGAUGCAGUAAAUCAAUCGAUGUUAUGCAAUUUUUAUCUUUUUCAUUGCGAUAAUCUGUUCAAUCGAGUCGUUAGUUCAAAAUUGAUUCCUAACAUGUGAUACUGUUCUUGCCAGAAUUCAUUCUAAAUAUCCUUUCCUUCGAAUUGAAAAGUAUGUUCACAGUCGCUUCUUAUGGAAUAAUAUUCUAGCUAUUUAUCGAUAUUAGUAAUUAAAUGUUAAAUUAUCGAUAGCUCUCUGGGUUAGAUCAAGUGUUUGUACGAUUAGGUAACAAUUUAUUUAUUUGUCCAUAGUUUCUUCGAUCACGACACUGCUGACUAAACGUAAGAUGUUACAUCGUUUUUCACCGAUUCUCCUCGAAGUUGUAUUAAAAUGCAUGUUUUAUUCACUAUGACGUAUUUGAGAUUGAGCAAAUAUUGUAAGGGUCAUAGUUGACUGCUACGAUAUCUUUCGUAUUGCAAAGCAUUUCGUUUCAAAGUAAACUUUCGAUGACUCUCAAUCACUUAAAUUCGAAAAUACCGAAAGACUUAUGAUUGAUUUUCCAAAUUGGAAAUGAAUUUUAAUAAAAGUUAUAUUGUACAAUACUGUCGUUUCAUACAAAAUGAAUGGUUAAAAAUGCUUGUCCUGUUAAUUACUAAUGUACCAUGACAUCUUGCAAUUUGUACGUAAUUAUUGAUAAUCACUUUUUGCAAAGAGCAUUUUGCAUCUUAGCGUAAUUAUCGUCUAUUAUCAUGCCUUAUCAUACCGCGACGGAUAUCGUCUUCCACCUCUGCCUUGCUCUCUUAUGUAACAUAAAUAUAUAUUAUUGUAUUCUCUGUACGAAAUAAGAAUUUAAUAAACACCAUGAUUUUCUAUCGACA